Molecule: messenger RNA, 777 nt
Organism: Lycium barbarum (goji berry)
Lineage: Eukaryota; Viridiplantae; Streptophyta; Magnoliopsida; Solanales; Solanaceae
Exons: 2
Coding region: 1-777 (258 amino acids)
Source: RefSeq, a predicted model, not a curated record
AUGGUACAAGAACAACAUAUUCUUUUAUCUAGUUAUGCUAGACCACUCUGGCAACUAUUGCUAAGGCUAUCGUCAGGCCUGAGAUUACUGGAAAUUUUUGAGCUGAAAGAAGGAACAGUGCGGCUGGUGCAAAAUAUAUGUCAGUAUAUGGGUAAGCCUCAUAAAGAUCCGCAUAAGCACUUGAUGCAAUUUGUGGAUUUGAGCGAGAACUUUCAAUAUAGAGAUGUCCCCGACAACUAUGUGAAACUGUCCUUGUUUCCAUUAUCAUUGAUUGGUGAAGUGAGGGAUUGGUUGACAAAUCUUCCUGCUAGUUUUAUCACUUCUUGGGAGCUAUUAUCGAAUAAAUUCAUCGACAUAUUUUUCUCACCCAAGAAAACAAAGGAGCUGAGAGGAAACAUUGUGAACUUCACUCAAAGAGACUCUGAAUAUCUAUCGCACGCAUGGGAAAGGUAUAAGGCUAUUCGGGGUGAUGUUGGGACACUUUGUAAUCUUCUUACGAGGGUGCUUCCUCAAUGUCAGCAGAUCCAACCAGUUAAACAUAUUCUGCAAACAACAUGCGAGAGUUGUGGUGAGGCUCAUGCUUAUAUUAAUUGUCCUCAGAAUCCAGAAUCAGUCAAUUAUGUAGGGCCACAUAAUCGUAGUGGUGGAAAUCAGGGAAAUUAUUUCGGAAACAAUUAUAAUCAGCAAUAUGGGAAGCAGGACUUCCACAAGCAGAAAAAUUAUCAGAAGCCCCAAGCCCAGAUAGCUAGAAGUUCGGUGGAAGACAUGAUGAAGUAG